Messenger RNA from Anguilla anguilla (European eel), 1825 nucleotides. It is a transcript of the gene selenos, whose product is annotated as selenoprotein S. Gene Ontology annotation, biological process: endoplasmic reticulum unfolded protein response; retrograde protein transport, ER to cytosol. Bases 137 to 700 code for a protein of 187 amino acids. Gene Ontology annotation, cellular component: endoplasmic reticulum membrane; Derlin-1 retrotranslocation complex; Derlin-1-VIMP complex. The record is from RefSeq and is a predicted model, not a curated record. The transcript is spliced from 6 exons. NCBI's taxonomy places the organism in Eukaryota, Metazoa, Chordata, Actinopteri, Anguilliformes, Anguillidae.
GUAUCCGAUCGCUCCACGUCACCCUUCUAUCAACAAUCCGACAAGGAGGACGUAGAGCGGUCAGCUCAGCAUGGUAUACAUAAAGUAGACAAUACAUCUAUAUAUUUUUUGUUGUUGGUCUUCUGUGUGCGCCAGAAUGGAAGCGGAUGAAGAAACAACAGAGAUAAAAACAGAGACGACCGUCGAAAACCAGGAUCUAAGUUUCCUACAGCAAACUGUGGGAGUGUUUGUGGCUGAAUAUGGCUGGUGCCUGCUCCUCCUCUGUGUGGGAGUUUACUUGCUCAUCCAACACCUCAGCAAACGGAGAUCCAGUCAAGAAGCUCACUGGUCUGGCCAGGGAACUGAUGAAGUGGAUACUGUAGCGGUGGUGAAACGCCAGGAAGCCUUAGAAGCUUCUCGGAGACGGAUGCAGGAGGAGCUGAAUGCUAAAGCAAUGCAGUAUAAGGAGAAGCAACAGACACUGCAGGAGGAGAAGAGGAAGCAGAAGAUUGAGAUGUGGGAGAGUAUGCAGCAGGGAAAAAGUUACCAGGGAAACGCGAACGUUUUAAACAGUACAGAAGAGGCCAGUACAUCCACCGUGGUGAAACCCAAGUCUGAUAAAAAGCCUCUUAGGAACAGUGGGUUCAAUCCUCUGACAGGGGAAGGAGGAGGAGCCUGUGUGUGGCGACCAGGCAGAAGAGGGCCCUCUGCUGGUGGAUGAGGCUAAAGACCGUCGGAGUGACGCUGCCUCAGUGACACUCUGACUCCACUCUAGGGCAUACACAGACCGUCUGACUGGAGCUGCCAGCUCUCAUUGUCUUUUUGUGUUAUAUAAACCCCGACCCUAACGCCACAAAAAUGGGUUAACUAUCUACACUGAUUGAAUGGCAAAUGUAAUAGGUAUUUAAUUCUCACUUUUUGAAAAAGUAUAUAUGAAAAAUGCAAUGGGCUGCUUUGUGGGAGUGCAGGCUUAGCUUUUGCACCACAAGCAUGGGUUUAGCCACUUUCCACCAUGACGGCAGGUUGAGACCAUUAGAUGAGUGAUUUAGAUUAAUAAUUUGACUCUUGACUGAGCCAACUGACCUGGGCUCCACAGGAGAGGAGGGACCCUGUUGGCUUCAUCCUUCCAUAGUAGGGUACGCUUGAAGACCAGAUUUCCUGUGGUUACCGCUCCACCAGUACUCCUGGGCUACUUGCCUGGUAUUGACAGGGAACCAGUUGUUGGCAAAAGGUGUUCCCCACUGAUUGUCAGUAGCCCCCCUGUGGACUGCCAAGCAGGUUGUUCUGUGUAUAACUGGUCACUGGUUCAUGCUUUUUUCAGCUGCUGUGCACUUUGGUAUGUGCUGUGGUUAGAAUAAGUAGUGACAAACAUGUGGUCAUAAUGACCAAUCCAAAAAUGGGGUGGGGUUUAAAAAGGCCAAUGAGACUGCCAGCUUACAAUGAAGCCGCCCCUGUAAAGGGCAUGUUGGUCUGUAGGGGUGGCUGAUGUGGUUCAGAGGCUUGUAUGUUCUGAGUUUUUUUUUUUUUUUUUUUUCCUUAAUAUUUACAGUAGAAUUUAUAAAGCUUGUCUAAUUGUGAGAUUAAAGAAGGAUGGCUACUGCAGUGCACAAUGACCCUGUAACUAGUGAAUACUCUAAAUCUGAGAAUUGCAUGCAUCUGUGUUAAGUGAUGCAACACCCUCAGAGGAACUAUAGUCACUAAACUUGUGAGGGUAUACUCUUUGCUCUGAUCCAGACAGUUGUGUACUAACUUAUCAGGCUUUAGUCAACACUUUCAUGCUUUUCAGCUGUUCUGAAAAAAAAUAAAUCAAAACUUGUAAUAAAAAGGCAAGUUGGUAUGCAUCUAA